AUGGACGGAUCCGGCGGUGCCCCGAAGCCGAGCAGCAGCGUCAAGCUGGUCCUGCUCGGUGAAGCUGCUGUUGGAAAGUCAUCCCUCGUCUUGCGCUUCGUCAACAACGACUUUCAAGAGAACAAGGAGCCCACCAUCGGAGCCGCCUUCCUGACACAAAAGUGCAACCUGCCGACCCGGACGAUCAAGUUCGAGAUCUGGGAUACCGCCGGCCAGGAGCGCUUCGCUUCGCUGGCGCCCAUGUACUACCGCAACGCCCAAGCCGCCCUCGUCGUCUACGACCUCACGAAGCCCACCUCACUCAUCAAGGCCAAGCACUGGGUCGCCGAGCUGCAGAGACAAGCGUCGCCAGGCAUCGUUAUCGCCCUCGUCGGCAACAAGCUCGAUCUCACCAACGGCGCAGGAGAGAGCGCCGGGUCUGCCGGUGGCGACGCCGGCGAUGAUGCCGACGGGGAGGACGGCUCCGGCGACGCCCGCAAGGUGUCCACCGAGGAGGCCAAGACGUACGCCGAGGAGGAGAGCCUGCUCUUCUUCGAGACGAGUGCCAAGACGGGCCACAACGUCACCGAGGUCUUUACGGCGAUCGCCAAUGCCAUCCCCGAGACGUCGCUGAAGAGCGCGAGAGGAGCCGGCGCGUCGCAUGCCGUGAGCCGGGGCGGAGAGGAGCAACGGGUCAACCUCACCGGACCGAGAGAUGCGGCGGCGAAGGAGGGAUGUGCUUGCUGA
Colletotrichum gloeosporioides is the source of this 726-nucleotide messenger RNA. Its product is annotated as Vacuolar protein sorting-associated protein 21. Gene Ontology annotation, molecular function: GTPase activity; GTP binding. The transcript has 3 exons. Lineage: Eukaryota; Fungi; Ascomycota; Sordariomycetes; Glomerellales; Glomerellaceae. The record is from RefSeq and is a predicted model, not a curated record. The coding region runs from base 1 to 726 and encodes 241 amino acids.